Messenger RNA from Cyprinus carpio (common carp), 2245 nucleotides. It is a transcript of the gene gmnc, whose product is annotated as geminin coiled-coil domain containing. Gene Ontology annotation, biological process: negative regulation of cell cycle; negative regulation of DNA replication. Gene Ontology annotation, cellular component: nucleus. Lineage: Eukaryota; Metazoa; Chordata; Actinopteri; Cypriniformes; Cyprinidae. The transcript is spliced from 5 exons. The record is from RefSeq and is a predicted model, not a curated record.
ACUCGCUCAUUGCGCAUCUGCGAUCCAACAGUUGAACGCGUCGCGUCAUCAGUCUGACAGCUUCACACCGAAUCAGGUUGCAGCUGCACUCUGGAGAGCGAGUGUCAAAGCAAUUCGAAUGAAGUUUUGCGCACUUGCUUCUCUAGGUCUUUGGAGAGCUCGCACCUACCCGAGUCACCCUGCCCCAAAACUGAGCACCAUGCUGUCCUGCCAAGAUCUGAGCUUUGCAGGAGGGCAGCGCUACGACUUCUCCGCCUCGACGUCAGUUGACGGUAGUGUUGACGUUUCCACAGCAACGCUCGUCUCCCUCUGGGACGCCGGUCCCCUGGACAACGCUUCCAGCCAGCACGAGCCGCCGCGGCGGGAUGCACUGCCUGUGUCUGAGCAUGGACUGGGACAUCGACCCACCUGGCCUGACCAACUGUCACCAUAGAUUUUAUUUCCCAUAAAGCUCCAAGACACCCUAAUGCAAAGAGAAGAAGAGCUGGCCAGACUGCAAGAAGAGAACAGCAAGCUCAAAGAGUUUUUAAACUCAUCAUAUGUGAAGACUUUAGAGGAAAAAUCUAAGAAACUCCUUUCUAACUGCAAUGUUCCGGAUGGUUCAAGACAUCGAAAAAGAACUCAUGGUGAUUUCCGGAACCUGAGCCAGUUGCUUCAUAGCGGUGAGGGAAAGCGGACAUGCCGCAAUCUUUCUUUGGAGUUCUGCUCCGCUGAAGAGCUGGUGGCCACUCCACCUCUAGACUCAUGGAUACUAGAGACUCUAGGCCUGCAGGACGAGAACACCGUUGACCCAGAACGCAGUUUCAGCACCCCUUCUUUCAGCUGUCCAUUUCCUACAGAAGCUCCUUACUGUACGACAAAUGUAGAUAAUGCAGUCGGCUUCAGCCCUAAUGCCGAGACACGCUGCGAAUACAGCAACAUCGUAGACUCAUCCAGCAACUGCAGUCUGGACACCUCCAGCGGCUACAGCACCUCUCAGAGCUUGGGUUCUGAUUAUUCAACCCUAGACCCCUCAGCUCUCUACACCAUCACAUCUAAAGAGUCACUGGUCAGCUCUCCAUCAGCAAUGACCACCGUGCAACACUUCACACCCCCACGAGCCGCCUCCACUCCAUAUCAUCCCCAGGACGUAAGCCCUGGUCCAUACUACAACACACCAGCCUGUGGUUCCUCCAGUCCACCAGGGGGCGACAGUCAACUUUUCUCCACACCUCGUAUGUCCCGUAGCAGGACAGACUUGGCAUUUAGCAUGUCACUAAGUCCACAAAACAGUGUGAAGACGCACAGUUUCCCUCAAGGACAAGCUUUCACACGCAGAGACGCACAAGGGGGAUGGAACUUCACCUGGGUUCCUAAACAAUGUUCCUAGAGACAUUUUUUAAGGAUUUUGUUGGGAAAAAAAAAAACUUUUUUUUUUUUGCCAUUUUUGAGGAUUGAUAACCCAACUUGCCUCAUAUUUACAAGAAACACAACAACUACACUUCUACGGGUUAUAUAUUAUAUAUUUUGAUAGCUUUGUGAUAUUAAGUCAUGAAUUUAUAUUUUGGUUUUUUAUUCAUUGUGAUUGAAAGGCUUUGAUAUUAGAUGCAGGAUUAUGACUGAAUUCAUUAAAAUCACCCUUUUUACAAAAUAAAUGUUUCCUUUUUUUAAGUUUCAAAUUGUAAAAGAAAACAUAAAGAUUCAACCCUUGAAUUAACAUUGUCACCACCCUUGAUGUUACAACGCUAACUAAUACACAAACACAGCAUAUGUCACUCGCUUUAAGACACCUGGAUUAUAUACAGUUUGCAUAUGUCUUCUAUUGAAAAUAAUAGCUCACCGUAACAGAAUAAUUGUCUCUUUAAUUGUGACCUGACGCAUUACAAGUAUCAACGUGGCGAGUCCCAAAUCUUAUCGUGCUAUGCCGUUAGCCCUAACCUGUCAUUCCCACAGCUGUCCCGCUUUCCUUCCCUCCUUCCCCUAUCACUUUCCCUCCCUCUGUUUCUCUCCGGUACGUCUUCUCCAUUCUCCCGCCACUGCGAGACAAAAGAGAGGGCCGGCCGGUCUCGAGGGAGACUUCCUCCCUGAUCCGCCCCGCAGGUCUGAGACCCCCAUGGGGGUCUUACAUGGGAUACUUACACCCCUCUAUCCCUCCCCUCUGCCUAGCCUCUUACUCUCUGCUCUGCCCUCAGGGAGCUGGGGAUGGCAGGGAAAGUUUGGGCCUGGAGUUAGCCAUGGAGAAGCCAGGGUGAGUGGUCUAUCUCUA